UAAAAUGCCAAGAGUCCUAGUUUUGUGCUUGUUUUUAUAUACGCUAUGUAGUGUGGCUAGCUCUGGGCUUUCCUAUUAUGCCUGCAACAAAUCGGAUGUGUCUAUAGCACUUUCAAAGAUUAUCAGCGGACUAAAGCCACGACCUAUUUCAAUAAUAAUACUAUUCGGAGCCAAUCAAAAUAAUAACAACUGCGAGGACGAACGAUCUUUUCAUGUGGACGAGUUUGUAAAGCGACUUCAUCGCAUGUAUUAUAAUUCAGUGAUAUUUAACGACCCGGAGAUGUUCUAUCAAUACAUAGAGGCAAAUCUAAUGGGUGCAAUCGAGUGUGUCAGUCUGAUUUUAGAUGAUCCCAAUGAAUUAUUGGAUAGCCUUUACAGCCGACACUUAACCCACCGUUUAAGCCUUUACAUUUUUUAUUGGGGUGCUCACUGGCUUCCAAGGGUUAGUCUUUUAAGAUUUGAGGAGCCUCUUCGUGCGGUUGUAGUAACCCGGCCUCGGAAACACGCUUUUCAUAUAUAUUACAAUCAGGCACAGCCCAGCAAAUUAAACCAUUUGCAGUUAGUCAAUUGGUAUGAUAGUAACAACCUUGGUCUGCAACGGUGUCCACUCCUUCCUUCCGGAGCGUCUGUCUACAGAAAUUUUGACGGUCGCGUUUUUCGUGUCCCUGUUUUUCACUCACCCCCCUGGUUUUGGGUCGCCUAUGGGAACAACAGCGGCAGUUUAAGCGAAGACCUAACAUCUUUUUCAUAUUUAGAUAAUAACGAGUUGCGGGUUACGGGUGGACGCGACCACCGUCUGCUUAAGCUUCUGGCCCAGCAAAUGAAUUUCCAGUUUAAAUAUAUAGAAGCUCCUGGUCGAACACAAGGAUCCUUUAGAUCAGAAGCUUCAAAAGACAGCUUUACGGGUGGCAUCGGACUACUGCAAAGUGGUCUUGCCGAUUUUUUCUUAGGUGAUGUCGGUCUAAGCUCGGAGCGGCUUAAGGCUAUUGAAUACUCGUUUUUUACAUUGGCUGAUUCCGGUGCAUUUGCCACUCAUGCACCUAGACGCCUGAAUGAGGCCCUCGCCAUUUUGCGACCCUUUAAGCCGGAUAUCUGGCCUUAUCUUAUUCUUACGAUCGUCUUUUCUGGUCCCAUAUUCUACUUUAUUAUUUACAUACCUUAUCUGUGGCGACGGCACAAUAUCCCACCGGAUAUAGAGUAUUGUGGCGGACUUCGAAUUUAUUUGGCCUAUAUUAAAGAGAUUACACCCAGUACGGUGCGUAGUCACCAACCGACGAUGCAUUUGCCAGUCGAACUCUUUCAAAAGUGCAUUUGGUUUACAUUGCGGCUAUUCCUGAAACAAUCUUGUCGUGAAUUGUAUAACGGCUAUCGUGCCAAAUUUUUAACAAUUGUGUACUGGGUGUCGGCUACCUAUGUCUUAGCCGAUGUCUACUCCGCCCAACUGACAAGCCAGUUUGCGCGACCCGCCCGCGAGCCCCCAAUCAACACUUUGCAGCGCCUGAAAGAAGCCAUGAUUCAUGAUGGCUACCACCUUUAUGUAGAAAAGGAGAGUAGUUCGUUAGAAAUGCUGGAGAAUGGGACGGAACUUUUUCGACAGCUCUAUGCCCUUAUGCAGCACAAGAUUCCCAACACUCAGUCUGGUUUCUUAAUUGACUCAGUGGAGGCGGGCAUACAGCUAAUAGCCGAUGGCGGCGAGGACAAAGCCGUGCUGGGCGGACGGGAGACACUCUACUUCAACAUGCAAAGCUAUGGAGCUCAAAACUUCCAGCUCAGUCAAAAGCUAUACACUCGCUAUUCAGCGGUUGCAGUACAAAUUGGUUGUCCCUUUUUAGACAGCUUAAACGAAGUUCUCAUGCAUCUAUUUGAAAGUGGAAUUCUAGAUAGGAUAACAACAGCAGAAUAUGCGGCUCAAUCACGAAAAAUGAGCAAUAAAAAUCUGCAUUCUGGGGAGAUAACAGCAGUUGAAAGUACUAAAGUCAGUACUAAUGAGGAAGUUAGGGACUUUCAAAAUCAGCCGGAAAGCAGUGAAAACGAAAUUAUUAUGCCACUGAACUUGCGAUUGCUUCAAGGCGCCUUUAUAGCCCUGGCAGUGGGCUCGUUUGCAGCAGGAUCGAUGCUUCUUUUGGAGAUAAUACUGUGUUACAUGGUUAGGGACCCAAAAUCGGAUGAUUAUUGUACUUACUGGUGUACCUUUUGGCAUAGAAUUCGGAAAUUCUUUAAUAAUAUUUUCAUAAGAAAUAACUAAACGGUAAAAAAAAUGUUUAUUCUUAUGAUGUACAACUA
This is a messenger RNA of Drosophila ananassae, 2283 nucleotides long. It is a transcript of the gene Ir40a, whose product is annotated as ionotropic receptor 40a. NCBI's taxonomy places the organism in Eukaryota, Metazoa, Arthropoda, Insecta, Diptera, Drosophilidae. Gene Ontology annotation, molecular function: ligand-gated monoatomic ion channel activity. The record is from RefSeq and is a predicted model, not a curated record. Gene Ontology annotation, cellular component: membrane.